Messenger RNA from Dendrobium catenatum, 1012 nucleotides. RefSeq names its product phosphatidylcholine:diacylglycerol cholinephosphotransferase 1. Gene Ontology annotation, molecular function: diacylglycerol cholinephosphotransferase activity. The coding region runs from base 128 to 889 and encodes 253 amino acids. NCBI's taxonomy places the organism in Eukaryota, Viridiplantae, Streptophyta, Magnoliopsida, Asparagales, Orchidaceae. The record is from RefSeq and is a predicted model, not a curated record. The transcript has 3 exons.
CAAUUAUAUUAUAUAAGGUAUAUUAGACCUUAAUUUUUCCCAAAUUAUAUAUAGGUUAGCAUUGCAGCCAGACCUCCAAUAUCCUUCCAUAUUUUAUCAAUCCUUAAAUUUAUUAUCUGCAUACAAGAUGUCUCGCAAGAUAUCCACCGCCGCGAAGUCGCCGGCGGCGAUCAAGACGCCGGAACACUUGAAAGGAAUUAAAGGCUUUUCAGCCAAAGAAAUGGCGGGUUUGCUCAGCAAUCAUCCCCUCCCCUGCUUCUUAGCCCUCUCUCUGCUAUUCUUCAUGGGAGUCGAGUACACAUUGCGAAUGGUUCCUUCUUCCUCUCCGCCGCUCGAUAUCGGCUUCCUUCUCACUGAGAGAUUUCAUGGCUUUCUCGCCGUGAGGCCUGAACUCAAUUCCUUCCUCGCAGCGCUUAACACGGUGUUUGUGGGAAUGCAAGUGGUGUAUAUUGUUUGGGCGUUAAUGGUGGAGGGAAGGCCGCGGGCGACCAUUGCCGCGCUUUUCAUGUUUACUUGCAGAGGCGUGAUGGGCUACGCAACCCAGCUUCCUCUUCCCCAGGGAUUUCUGGGCUCUGGAGUGGAUUUUCCGGUGGGCAACGUAUCAUUUUUCCUCUUCUUCUCCGGCCACGCGGGCGGGGCGGUGAUUGCAUCGCUGGAUAUGAGGCGGAUGAGGCGGCGAAGGCUUGCAAUGGCUUUCGAUGUUCUCAACUGCCUUCAGGCGCUCAGACUACUAGUCACGAGAGGGCACUACACGAUUGAUCUGGCCGCUGGGAUCGGCGCUGGCUUCGCCUGUGAUGUCUUAUCCGGAAUGUACGAGGAGCGUAAUAGUAAGCCUUCGGGGCGCUCUGAUGACGAAGUAUAUCGUCCAUGCAGCUGCAAAUGCAUGUAAAAUGAUCGAUUACUUUGAGGAUGUUUAAUUUGAUCUGAUAGGCAAUUUAAUUAUCCCUUCUCUGGCUUUGUAAACUUCAGUUCUUAAUAUGGAGUUUCAGUGCUGAUUCUUUUUUUUUUUUAU